GUUAGCAACAUAAAGAAGAGCAAUGAAAAGAAAUCCCCAAAUUACCGUAUCCUCUCUCUCUCGUUUUUCCCUUUGCUAGAUUUUGUUGAUUGGCAUCUCCGCUUCUCGCUGCUCUAUCUUCGCGGCACCUUUCACCCCCAUUUUCCCUUAAACCAUCAAUCACCCCAAAACCUCUACCUUUUCUGCCUCCCAAUCUUUGCUCACAUUUAUUUAUUACUACUACUAUAUUGCUACUAUUGUUUUUGGAAAUUGCAUUGCAUAAUGGGGAAAAGAAAAAGAAGGGCUGAUAAAAAUAAAGCACCGGCACAUCCAGACAUCAUACCACAUGCAUCUCAAGGGGAUCUUCAGUCCAAACAGAGACCUUUUGACCAAGUUGAAAGCAGUGCAUCACAGGAGCUAUUAAUGGAUGCUCCGGGUAGUUCUCUUAAGAGAUCACCAGGUCAUGAAUCACCUCAUCAUCAAAAUCAUGGCUCCAGCCAUAGAAUAUUGCUGAGGCAUUCUCGCCAUCCCUUUGGUCGCCAUUAUUCUAGACGAAGCUCUAGUAACUAUUCCGAUGCAUCUCCUUCUAAUUGGAAAGGUUCUCCUGUCUAUGAUGCUAAGCUGUCCUUCAAACCAGAAAGUAAAGAUCUCUCGGCCUUCCAGUAUAGAGGGGGCGGGAUAUUUCAAAAACCUGAGAGGAUAAGGUCAAAUUCAUUCGGUGAGAAUUCAAUAUCUGGAGAUGUAAGGAAGAUGGAAUGCAGGAUAUGCCAGAAGCGUCUAAGGAAACACCCCUUCAUUUUUGAGAAUUCUCCAUCUACGAAUCUCUCUGUUGUGGCAGUUCUAGUUUGCGGCCAUGUCUAUCACGCAGAGUGCCUGGAGCAGAAGACAAGCCACGGAGAUAGCCAGGACCCGCCAUGUCCGCUGUGUGUAAGUCAGACAUCAUCUGUUGUCUAAAUAGAAUAGAGUUGUGCUAAAGGUAUUAUGAUUUGAUGCAUAGGAAACCAGCCUCUGAGAUUCGAAUUCGGGUGGGCCUAAUAUAGUUAACAGACUAUAUGUAUAUUAGUCACUUUUUAUCAGGUCCCUCUAGUGCUAAUGCAACAUGGGUUUGCAACCUUUCAAUAUAGUCUCUACAAAGUCGUGAUCUUUAGUUUUUGGGUACGGCUUUAUGUUGUCUAUGAAUCUGAUGGAAGUAGAUAUGUAAUGAUCAGCUGUAAUUUGCUGUUACUUUUUAUCAGUGUAAUGCUGUGUGAAAAUGAGAGAAAUUACAUGUUUCUAUCGUUUUCCAUAAAAAUGAUAGUAUUUCAAAUAUGUCCUCAA
Messenger RNA from Salvia splendens (bonfire salvia), 1296 nucleotides. RefSeq lists its product as uncharacterized. Bases 262 to 933 code for a protein of 223 amino acids. The transcript is spliced from 4 exons. The record is from RefSeq and is a predicted model, not a curated record. Lineage: Eukaryota; Viridiplantae; Streptophyta; Magnoliopsida; Lamiales; Lamiaceae. Gene Ontology annotation, molecular function: metal ion binding.